This is a messenger RNA of Oppiella nova, 665 nucleotides long. Lineage: Eukaryota; Metazoa; Arthropoda; Arachnida; Sarcoptiformes; Oppiidae. The record is from the annotation of a GenBank genome assembly.
GUUCAGUUGUACUUAAACUGCAAGUCUUAUCACAAAAUCAUUUUUGUCACAACAAAACCCGAAAAACAAGUUUUAAGUAUCACUUGUCGUCUCAACAAAUACUUUCGCCAAACCACUGGCUAUUGAUUGUGUGGACACAAGACAUAUCUGAUGAUAGUGUGCACUCGUGUGUCACCACCACUGGCAGCAGAACCGGAGGAAUGGGAUCAUUAGAAGUGCCGCUAAAAGUAUGGCUGACGGCUGUGCUCUCAGUGAUUGUCUUAUUGACGGCUUAUUGGUAUGACUUGUCUCGUGAGGACGACCUCUUAGUGAGGCUCGAGUUGACCCACGAGUCGCUUCUUCACAUCGAAGAGAGUGUUUCAGUGAACCCCAAGACGAAGAUCGCCAUCGGGUUUGGUUCGUGUGUCGAUGUGAUCGCACAGACACGGGAUGUGCUGCUCGACAGGUAUUCGCCGCCAAAGGCGGCCAAACAUUACGAGAUAAUUGAGACCAGAGAUGAACUCUUGGAAGUGUUCGCCUAUUACUUCCAAUUCGGCGCCGCAGCUGAGCGUUACAUCAAAAACAGUACACUCUUUGACGAACUCGUGUCGGCGGCCAAUGCGGGCCAACACACCAAACACGUCAUCGGAGGUAACGCUCCGAUAAUGGCCUCGCGUUUCGCCAAA